AUGGCGACUCGUGACCGCACGGGCGAGUUCCUGCAGUACCGUGCGAUCCGGCCACGCCGGCCUGAGACGGAGCAGUUGCUUGCCGAAGAGGAGAAUAUGAAUCGCGUCUAUGUGACGCCGCUUUGGGUGAAAAAGAUGGCUGAUGUCCGUCGCAUUGAAGACCAAAUCAAGGAGCAAAUGGCGGCUCUCGAGAAGCUGCGGAAGGACCACCUCAAGGUGGAGUUCAGCUCCACGCGUGACGAAGGCCGCGAGGAGGCCGAGAUCGAGGAUGCUCAGAACACCAUUGAUCGCCUCUUCAAGCAAAGCGAGAUGGGCGUGAAGGACUUGGAAAUCUCCUACACACGCGACCUCCCUGACGGGGGCACGGAUGCCGAGUUGAGCAUUUUGCGCAAUGUCAAGAUGUGCCUAGUGAACGAGAUCAACAACGUCAGCAAGCUCUACCGCGAGAGCCAACGCCGUUACAUGAUGGAUGUGAAGAAACAGCAGCUCGUCUCUCAGCGCUGGGCUGGCGGCGAUCGGCAGAAGGCGGUGGAGCAGCAGCUGGAGAACGACGCGCUUAUGGAUCAGUACCUCCAGAAGGGUAUGACGCAGGAGCAGGUCGAGACGAUCAUGCUAAAUCAGCAGAUGGCAGAUGAGCGGGUGAAGGAGUUUGAGCGCAUCUACAGCUCCAUCAAGUCUCUACACGAGAUGUUCAAGGACAUGAACACCCUCGUCAUUGAGCAAGGCGCCUUGCUCGACCGCAUUGAUUACAACAUGACCAUCACCCACACCCGUGUGCAGAAGGCGCGCACAGAGCUGCAGAGGGCCGCGGAGUACCAGUCCGCCGGCACAUUCAAACUGUGCGUGCUCUUCAUGAUUAUACUCAUUAUUGGCCUUAUGAUAGCCCUCUUCUUCAAGGCCAUUACCUGA
Molecule: messenger RNA, 909 nt
Organism: Leishmania mexicana MHOM/GT/2001/U1103
Lineage: Eukaryota; Euglenozoa; Kinetoplastea; Trypanosomatida; Trypanosomatidae
Product: QA-SNARE protein putative
Exons: 1
Coding region: 1-909 (302 amino acids)
Biological process (GO): intracellular protein transport; vesicle fusion; vesicle-mediated transport
Cellular component (GO): membrane; endomembrane system; SNARE complex
Molecular function (GO): SNARE binding; SNAP receptor activity
Source: RefSeq, a predicted model, not a curated record